Molecule: messenger RNA, 231 nt
Organism: Rotaria sp. Silwood2
Lineage: Eukaryota; Metazoa; Rotifera; Eurotatoria; Philodinida; Philodinidae
Source: the annotation of a GenBank genome assembly
AUGGCCGGCUUGAUGAGUGUCACAGCUUUCUUAAGUAUGUGGAUCAGUAAUUCGGCCGCUACAAGUAUCAUGAUACCGGCAGCAGUUGCUAUUAUUGAUGAAGUUGAAAAUUAUCACAAACAAAUGCAACAGCAACAGCAAGCAUUGGAUACUGAACGGGGAUCGAAAGAUAUCGCAACAGUAGAUACAACGGGUGACGAAUCAUCUUCAUUUCAAUUAUCAUUCGAAUAA